AUGUCUGAGCAGAAGGAAGGCAUGGCCGUUGCCGUGGCAGCUGGCCUUGCUGCGGCCGCUGCUGCGAUGGAUGACCAGAUCGACCAAAACGCGCUGCAGGAGUUCAUGCGCCAGCAGAUGAAUCGAGUUGGAGGCCGAGGGGGUGUCGCCGACGCGAGAGACGCAGGGGAAAAGAACAACGCCGCGCACGACGGAGUUUCAGACGCCGGCGCAACAGCUGCGAGCGUGGCGACGGACGGAAAGGCCGCGAAUGUCCGAACCCCGGGAUUUUCAACAGAUUUCGAAGCUGCAAAGCACAAACAUCUGCGAGAGGUUGACGACCAGUCGGCCGUCGUGGUUGCCAGGGCAGACGGGUCCGCAGGUGCACCUGUGUCUGCAUCUUCGUGGACGGACUUGAACCUCAAGAAAGAGCUGUUGCUGGGCGUGGAAAACCAGGGCUUCAGCAAGCCUUCGAAAAUUCAAGCUGCCGCUCUUCCUUUGAUUUUCGACCGCGAUGAGAAUCUAAUUGCCCAGGCGCAAAACGGAAGCGGAAAGACUGCAACAUUUGCUCUGGCGAUGUUGACGAAAGUGGAUAAUAACCUGAAGGCGCCACAAGCCCUCUGUCUCUGUCCCACUCGAGAGCUGGCGCAGCAGACCGUCCGCGUCAUUGAGUCCCUGGCGAGGUUCACCGACACUUCCAUUUUUGUGGCUAUCCCACAAAAAUCAGAUGCGCCUGCUGCCUCUCCGAUGCCGGCGCAGGGAACGGGAAAGUGCACAGUGUACACCACGUUGACGAGCUCUGUCGUGCAGUCGCCCAUCGUCGUGGGGACUCCGGGGAAGUGUAUGGAGUUGCUUAAGAAGAGGAAGUUCGGGGCGGACUCGGUCAAGCUUUUUGUGCUGGAUGAGGCCGACGAGCUCAUCAACUUCUCCAACAACAUGGCUCCCCAGGUGCAGCAGAUUCGGCGCUUCUUCCCUCAACGUCUCCAAAUUCUUCUUUUCUCGGCUACGUUCUCCGAAGAAGUCCGAGGGUUUGCAGAGAAACUUAUGCCAACAGCGAACAAAAUCACUGUGAAAAAGGAGGAACUGACUCUUUCGUGCAUCAAGCAGUACUAUAUCCCUUGCGAUCAGAGAGCGGCGUCUCUGGGCGCCAUCCCGACUCCGGCUAGAGACUCGCCUCUGCCCUACCGUCUCGAUUCGUCUUUCUACCAGAAGUUUGCCGUCCUGUCCUCCUUGUACUCGUCUAUGUGCCUUGGCCAGUCGGUCAUUUUCGUUAACAGUCGAAGAAGCGCCUUUUCCUUGGCACUCAAGAUGCAGGAAGACGGCUACGCCGUCUCGCUUAUCUGCGGAACUCAAGCGCAGGGGCCUGAGAAGAUGGGCAUUGAAAUGCGAGACCGCAUCAUGGACGAGUUCCGGAAAGGCGAAACAAAAGUGCUGAUCUGCACGGAUGUCUUGGCGCGCGGUAUCGAUGUGCCCCAAGUCACUCUCGUCGUUAAUUUCGACUUGCCACUCGUCUACCAAGGACGCGUCGGCGGGCCAGAAGGCGUGCAGGGAGUCACCAGGCAGGGUGUAGGGAGAGGCGGGUGGGAAGGCGCACAGGCGGAUGGCAUGCAGGCAGCCGGCCGAGAGGGCCCGCGGGUGAAUAUGGAAACGUAUAUCCACCGCAUUGGUCGCACUGGACGGUUCGGGCUGAAAGGCAUUGCCAUCAAUCUGGUCAACAGUCACGAAGAGCAUCUGCUUCAGCAAAUCCGAGAUUUUUACAGGUGCGACAUUGAGUGUAUGAACGAGGACCCUGAAGACAUCGAAGAAAUGAUCAGAAAACUGAGAAUAUGA
Molecule: messenger RNA, 1809 nt
Organism: Neospora caninum
Lineage: Eukaryota; Apicomplexa; Conoidasida; Eucoccidiorida; Sarcocystidae
Product: putative DEAD/DEAH box helicase
Exons: 7
Coding region: 1-1809 (602 amino acids)
Biological process (GO): poly(A)+ mRNA export from nucleus
Cellular component (GO): nucleus; cytoplasmic stress granule
Molecular function (GO): RNA binding; RNA helicase activity; ATP binding
Source: RefSeq, a predicted model, not a curated record